UUUCCUCUCACUCAGUUUCCUCCAUCAUAGAGUGGGGUCAAAGGUGCAAAAGCGUUGGUGGGGGGAAACCUGAAGACCCUUGGACAUCUAGGCACGUACCUUAUCUCCCCUAGGGGUCCUCAUAUAUGUUUUUUCACCGAGAAUCACAAACACAUGGUUCUUUCCUGCCAUUUCUUUGCUCAAAGCGAUAGGGGUUUAGAAAAACUAAUAGACCACUAAAAAUACUUGGAGACUGGAGCCUGGGCUGUUUUCCUGCACUGCUCCUACAGAAAGCGUGGGCCACCGACCAGGAAGGAGGAAACGAGCCGCUCUGGCCAUGUGGGGGCUUCCUGCGUAACUUUAUAAAGAGUCCUCUCCCUUCAGUUUCCUCACUCAGAGUCAGUGGCAGCUGUGGGAGAGCCCCUGCUCCACAUCUUUGAUCACAGACUCAACACUGAGCUGAGGGCUUGACGUGGACACGAGUUCUCGUCCCUGCUGGUCGGGGUACGAGUAGGGAGCUGGUCUCACCUAACACGUGUCUGGGACACUUCAGACUAUUUAUUCUAUAAUUUAAAACACAGACAAGCAUGAUGGAAGCGUUGGGAGGAUACAGAAUGGGCAGAGAGCAGGAGCUCAGGCCUGAGGGAUAUGUGAAAGAGUUCACACGACACUCCAACGACGUACUGCUAAACCUUAAUGAGCUCCGGCACCGUAACAUCCUGACUGACACCACCCUAGUCGUUGGAAACGUGCAGCUGAGUGCACACUGUGCCGUCCUUGUGGCAUGCAGUGGGUUCUUUUACUCCCUGUACUCCCGCCGUGUGAUGCUGCAAGGGCGUGGUGGAGGAGAUCAGCUCAUGACAGUGUCCCUCCCCAACACUUUGGACGCCUCCAGCAUCUCCCUGCUCCUGGACUUCAUGUACACCUCCCGUCUCCCUCUGACUCCUAGCAUUGUCCCAGGAGUUCUGGCCGCUGCAGCUUAUCUACAGAUGGACCACGUGGCUGAAACCUGCAAGGACUUCAUGCGCCUGCACUGCAGGGAGAAUAUGAGCACCAGACACCUACGACUGGAGCUGGACUCCAGUGUCUCUGUUGCCUCAGUCGCCCUCAUGGGAGGAGGUUUGUCUCAUCCAGGACCAGUGGCAGGAACUGCAAGGUUCUCUCAGGAGGGCGGAGGGUCUCUGAAGCCAGGGGCUUUCCCAUCCUGCCAGUCUGGGCCAAAGGAGGCAAGAGAAAAGCCCGAGUCGCCACACAUGGCCAGCCCGACCCCAUCUCCAGACAGCCCCGCCCGCUCCAGCUGCCAACCCAGUUCUCCAGCUGAGUCCAACACCUGUAACAAAAACUUAGUGAGUGAAACUAGAACCACGCCAGAUCCAAAGGCCUGCAACUGGAAAAAGUACAAGUACAUUGUCCUCAACCCUCUGUGUGCUGCGCCCACAGUGAAGGAGGAGCAGACGGAGGAGCCCCAGAGUCAAGCGUCACCUAUGACUGAUCCGAUGAUCCUGACUCCCAAAGGCCCAGUAGAGGCGUGGUCUGGAGAAGUGCCUGGUCAGAUUGAUAGACAGGGGCAGGCCUCCUGCUACGAGGGUUCUGGCCGAGCCCCUCCCCUCGGGCCACUACCCUCUCUGGAUCCACAAAAAGUGACCCCAACUCCCAAGGAUGAACUUGGUUCACCCUGCACCAGUCUCUCAAAUCUGGACCCUGCUAAUGCAGAAGCUGCCAUCAAUAAUAAAGAGGUCAUCAAGCGUGAGAACUACUAUAUGUCCUACUGUUAUUCUGGAAACAUUCAAGGAACCAAAACCACCGCCUCAAGCGACAAACCGUACCGCUGUAAUGUGUGCGGAGCCCAAUUCAACCGCCCAGCCAACCUGAAGACCCACUCACGCAUCCAUUCAGGAGAGAAACCAUACCGUUGUGAUACCUGUGGCGCUCGAUUUGUUCAAGUUGCUCACCUCAGGGCCCACGUCUUGAUCCACACAGGUGAGAAACCUUACCCGUGUCACACCUGUGGCACCCGUUUCCGCCACCUGCAGACUCUGAAGAGUCACCUGCGCAUCCACACUGGAGAGAAGCCUUACAUUUGCGAAAAGUGCGACCUCCACUUUCGUCACAAGAGCCAGCUGCGCCUCCAUCUGCGUCAGAAACAUGGCGCGGUCACCAACACCAAGAUCCGCUACAAGGUGCUGACGGAGCCGUACCAACCUCUACUGCAGGCCUGCUGAGGAGACAGGCCUCUACGUCACAGCCACCGCAGCAAGUGUAAUUCACAAAGCAUUAAUGCCAUAGAAAUACAAUGUAUAGCGAUAAACGUAGAGAUGAAGUGCAUGAUGGGAAAGAAAUAAUGUUUAAAGAAGUGUUUUUUGUAGGUCUGGGAAGGAGGUGAUGUUAUGUAGAAUGGAAUGGUGGGAACUGUGGAGACGCGUAAGGUUUGUUAGAAAGUAAGAAAGAAAGAAAGAAAGAUAGAAAGAAAGAAGCAGGUUUUUAUGAAGAAGGGAGGAGUGUAAGUUGAACUAAAACGACAGUGAUAGUAAAGCUAUUAAACUUACACUGAGGCCUGGGGCCCAUGUUUUUGUUUUAAUUAUUAUUCUAAGCUAAAGUAUGCUGUAAUAUUUGCUUUUAUGGUCCCAGCUGGCAAAGGACUUUUUUUAAAGAAAGAAGAAAGUGAAUCAGUGUUGGAGUAUGAAAGAUCUUUAGUAAGUGAUUAAAUAUCAUAAUAUAAUGGAUAAUGAUAAGUAUACAUUUGGAAGUGUUUGGGUUAAUUUGCUGGACAAAGAUGUUUUUUCUACAAGUCAAAUUAAACAGUUUUUAUACCAAUCGGA
Cynoglossus semilaevis (tongue sole) is the source of this 2798-nucleotide messenger RNA. It is a transcript of the gene bcl6b, whose product is annotated as BCL6B transcription repressor. NCBI's taxonomy places the organism in Eukaryota, Metazoa, Chordata, Actinopteri, Pleuronectiformes, Cynoglossidae. The record is from RefSeq and is a predicted model, not a curated record. Gene Ontology annotation, biological process: regulation of transcription by RNA polymerase II. Bases 567 to 2201 code for a protein of 544 amino acids. The transcript is spliced from 12 exons. Gene Ontology annotation, molecular function: RNA polymerase II cis-regulatory region sequence-specific DNA binding; protein binding; DNA-binding transcription factor activity, RNA polymerase II-specific.